Messenger RNA from Gasterosteus aculeatus aculeatus (three-spined stickleback), 1912 nucleotides. RefSeq names its product Krueppel-like factor 11. Gene Ontology annotation, biological process: regulation of transcription by RNA polymerase II. The record is from RefSeq and is a predicted model, not a curated record. Gene Ontology annotation, molecular function: RNA polymerase II cis-regulatory region sequence-specific DNA binding; DNA-binding transcription factor activity, RNA polymerase II-specific. Lineage: Eukaryota; Metazoa; Chordata; Actinopteri; Perciformes; Gasterosteidae.
GUUUUACACACACAGCUGAGAGAAAAGGGAGUCAGUCAGAGAAGAAAAGCGACCUCAACCCUACACCGGUACAGGCAGCGGCUCUGGCAACUGCCGUCCCUUUGUUCUGUACGGGCUUUGACAAGCACAAAGUGGUAUUUAGACACAUACGUAUUCCUCAAUGCCAACGCGAACAUUUACAGAAAUGGACUCAAACGGGGCCGAGUACAUGGAUCGCUGCGGGUCCUACGUAAAGAGAAGAAGGCGUGACAGCGAACAGUCUGUCCCCAGCGGGACCUGUGGCCUGGAGUACACCGACCUGGAGGCCGCCGAAGCGCUGGUGUGCAUGAGCUCCUGGGGCCAGGGCCACUUUGUCUGCGGCGGCGGCAAGCCAGCCCCCUGCAAGCCCAGGCCCCUCACCCCAGCUUCGGAUUCCUGUGACUCACUCAUGCCGUCAGAACUCCCGGAGCCCCCGAAGGACUUUGUGUCUCUCUCCUCCCUUUGCAUGACUCCCCCUCAUAGCCCCAGCUUUGUCGAGGCUUCCAGCGCGGCGCUCCAGUCAAGCUCCGCCCCCGCUGUGUCCUCACAACACUGUGGCUCCGGCCUCCGUCAACCCGUCCCGGCACCCGUGGCUGAAAAUACGCCCUCCCUCCCUCCCCUGCCGCAGCCCUGCAGAGCCAUGGCGACCAGCGUCAUCCGCCACACCGCAGACAGUGUCCCCUGCCAACACCGCAUUCCAGUGGCCCCCAGUCCAGAGACAACCAGAGACACAGUAAUGGCUGCAACCGUCUGCCAGCAGCAGCAGCAGCAGCAGCAGCAGCAGCAGCGUGUUACAAAGACUGAGCAGACGACCACACCUCCAUCCACUGCUGCUCCUCUCACACCCCCUUUAUUCGCCUCAAAAACAGAGCAGCACGCCCGGCCCCCGAAACCCUGUUGGAACAGCGUCUCCACCCCCGCUCCUGUCAAUAUGCAAAUCCAAAGCAGCCCUCCCACUCCCCCUGCUCUGGCAGCUCUGUCCCCGCCCUCGGCCCCCAACCCUCAAAUCAUCUGCCAGAUGUUUCCCGUCAGCAGCCAAUCAGGUAUAAUCUCUGCCUUCAUCCCCGGCGCGGUUCAGACGACCAAUAACGGGAUUCGGACCGCCGCCACGCCCAUCCUCCCCCAGCCCGCCUCGGGAAACUCCGCCUCUGUCCAGCAGUCCCUCAUCGUGGGCUCGGCGAUGCCCCAGGGCACGGUCAUGCUGGUUCUCCCUCAGUCCUCAAUCUCUCAGGCCUCUCACUGCCCUCAGGCUGUCAUGACCCUGGGCAACACCAAGCUGCUACCUCUGGCCCCGGCCCCGGUGUACGUGCCGGCGGGGGCCCAGCUGGGUAUGACGGCGACAAAGAUGGACUUUUCCCGCAGGAGAAACUAUGUCUGCACCUUCCCGGGCUGCAGGAAGACUUACUUCAAGAGCUCACACCUCAAGGCUCACCUAAGAACACACACAGGCGAGAAGCCCUUCAGCUGCAGCUGGGACGGCUGCGAGAAGCGGUUCGCCCGCUCCGACGAGCUCUCCCGUCACCGGCGGACACACACGGGCGAAAAGAAAUUUGUGUGUCCCGUGUGCGACCGGCGAUUCAUGCGAAGCGACCACCUCACCAAACACGCCCGCCGCCACAUGACCACGAAGAAAAUGCCCUCCUGGCAGGCCGACGUCCGGAGCCUGAACAAAAUGGCCGCCGCCAGAACGCCUCCCUCAAAACCCGGCCUCGCCACACUGAGCAUGCUGGUACCUGCCGGCUCAAAGUAGACAAUGAACACUGCCCUGCCGCCCACUCCCAAGAUACCAGGGACACGGAGCAGCCAAGCACGCACGGCUGCUGCUAUUUUACUCAUGGGAAUGACAGAAAAACAUGCACUGGACUCUUUUAUUCCUCUCGACUGCUCAUUUGUA